AUGUCACCACCAAAUUCUACAGCCUUCGUUGUUGUUUCACCCAAGAUUCUGAUGGUGUUUGGAUUGGUCAUUUAUUUUUAUUUUGAUAUUAUCGGUUCUUUGGCUUUGUUGAUUUCCUACUAUGGGCCUUUCUCUACACGAACAAUAGCUUUGUAUCUCAACUCACCCAUUAUUGUAUUUCUUUACAUUUUGCUUGGGUCUAAUUUUCGAAACCAAAUUAUUGCAGCUGCAGAAAACCACACACAUGCAAUGCUCUUGUGGAAGUUGCGCGAUGCAGUUCUUCUUUCUUCACUUCUUCUUAUUUGGCCAGGAUUUGGAUUCGGGUACAACAAUUCAGAUGGAACAUACGCUUGGUGGUCAUGGUAUGGUUGGGGAUUUGAUGUCAUUCCAGGUCAAAAGAGGGAUGAUUCUGAAUGGAAUUUGAGUUUUUGUGGAAUAUUUGCCACUGUGUGUGGGAUGAUUUACUGUACAUCUUCAAUUUUGUUUAAUUCUGUGCCAAUUGAUGAGCUUGAUGAGCUUUUUAAUACAUAG
This is a messenger RNA of Entrophospora sp. SA101, 531 nucleotides long. NCBI's taxonomy places the organism in Eukaryota, Fungi, Glomeromycota, Glomeromycetes, Entrophosporales, Entrophosporaceae. The record is from the annotation of a GenBank genome assembly.